Zea mays is the source of this 1352-nucleotide messenger RNA. RefSeq lists its product as uncharacterized. NCBI's taxonomy places the organism in Eukaryota, Viridiplantae, Streptophyta, Magnoliopsida, Poales, Poaceae. The transcript has 4 exons. The record is from RefSeq and is a predicted model, not a curated record. The coding region runs from base 680 to 1039 and encodes 119 amino acids.
GGUAGGCGAGGGGUAUGCAGGGGAGAGUGGAGGAGGAGAGCGGCUUGAGAACAAGAACGCAGAACGUAGCGAGGAGGUCUGUCGUCGCCGGCGGCUGAAGGCGCCACCGUCGAAGAACAGCCCACCUCUAGGAGGGAAAAACAAAAGAAAAACAGAUAAGCUAAAUGAAGUGGUGGGAAACAAUGGAGAUCAGAGGCUUUGGGAGCUUGCAGUCAACACUGGUAGAUCUGUUGAGGAAUGGCUGUGAACUGAAGGCCAUCAAUGUCUGGGAUCAUUACCUCGAAACGAACUUGCCAUUGUGCAGACUUGUUUGGCCGACACCCUUGUUAGCUGACUCAGGCUCACUGUAGUGCCACUUGGGCUGGCAGUCAUGAAGAGCUGGAGCCUCAACCUGGUCCUUGCACCCACUGGCUGAGCACGCUACCUCAAGGCAGGCCUCAUGGCUGCUGGCUGAGUUUUCUGCUCUAACGGGUUGACAGCUGGCAGGCUUGCCGCCUCUGGCCAUUCUCAAUGUGUGUGAGGUAACAGACGGGUCACUGGAAUUAGUGUAGUCCACUGUAGUUAUUAAUUUUUUCCAGUAAAAAAGCUCAAAUACAGGUGUAAAAUUAUUAGAUUUACAACUCAUUCAGGAUCACGAGAAACGAGGAGCGAGGUGAGCUUGAUUUCGGCCGGCAAAUAAAUGUGGUCCACUGAGAACGAUGAAAAGUAUAGCUGCAGCGAAACUGGCUAUCGCCUGCCCUUGAAAUGUGUACAGGCACAAAAUGCUACAAAAGAAGGAAACAUGAGCAAGCAGAGGAAGAUAUUGGAUGAUGCAUCCACAUCAGGUGGCACAAAAUCCGCAUCAGGUGGUCCAAAGCAUUAUAUUACUUACAGAAGUUGUGUGCCGUUGGUUGGAGAGGAGAAUUUAUCUGUUCUUGGUUUUGAGAUAAUGAUGGCCGGAAUGUUGCUAGUAAGUGGCCCGUUCGUAUAUUACCGGAAACGGCGUACAAAUCUUAUGCAGGGAGCUGCAAGAAUCCCGACAAGUGAUCCUAGGUUCUAGUAUGGGGGGACAUGGGGUAAUAACGGAUCGCAUACUUGUGUUGAUCUGGUCUAUCUUUCUUGUGAUUUUGACUCUUGUCAUUGUACUAUUAUAUUUCACACAUGUAAUUCUGGAAGAGGCGAAGUGCUUUUUUAGUUCUCACAGGAGUAGGAACCACAGUGGUUAGUCUCAUCGACCUGGUUUACUUGGGUCAAAUCACUUGUGUUACAUAUUCAAAUUUAUGGUUUUGUUACCCCCAAAAAGUUGCUCUAACAGAGGAACAACUUUGUUCAUGUUGAUAAUUUAUGCGACCAAUGCGAUCAUUUUUCUGAAA